CACUGCAUUCGGAUUUCUGAUAAUAUUUGUGGAUAAGAUUUUCCAAUGGAUGUCACAACUCACACAACACAACGCUGCUUCAUGUCGUACAUGCACAUUCCACUUCCCUACCAUGCAAUUCAUCUCUCUCUUUCUAUGCUUGCAACUACUGCACACUCGAGAUGUCCAGGGUGAUUCUAUGUAGGAUGAUAUGACUAUCUCCACAGUAAACAUAAAUCUGAUCCGCGGCCUUGAUCUAUAGCAGGAUGGUUGACACUGGAAUUUAAUCAAGGCAGUAAGGUUCACUGUUAUAAGAAAUGGGGAAGUUUGAUAAAGAGAGGUCCCAUACUGUCAUCACGGGGAAGCACCAAAAUGGGUCAAUUAUCUCCAAGAAACAAAUUCAGGCAUCAACCGCCAUGGAAGCACAUCUGCAUGAGAAGGACCAACUACGUCCAAUUUCAGUUUCUGGAAGUUCUCAAAUUCAAUCCUGUUGCGUUGUCUGUUUGGGCAACAAUAGUUGCCAAACAGUUCGUUCAAGAACAAAAUUGAUGAAUAUCUUGGUUGAGAGGGGAAAGCCUCAUGAAGUCCACUCCAUUUUCAAAGGUUUAACAGAAGAAGGACACAGGCCAACACUAAUAACAUAUACGACUCUCUUAUCUGCUUUGACCCUCCAGAAACGUUUCAAGUCUAUUCCUUUGCUCCUCUCCAAGUUGGAAGAGAAUGGACUGAAGCCCGACUCAAUAUUUUUCAAUGCCAUGAUCAAUGCUUUCUCUGAAUCUGGAAAUGUGGAGAAGGCCAUGAAAAUCUUUCGAAAAAUGAAGGAGAGCGGAUGUAAGCCAACAACCAGCACUUUUAAUACCCUAAUGAAAGGUUUUGGUAAUGUUGGUAAGCCUGAAGAAUCUUUGAAACUAUUAGAGCUAAUGUCACAUGAAGAAAAGGUGAAACCCAAUGAUAGGACUUAUAACAUUCUUGUUCGAGCCUGGUGUAGCAAGAACAAUAUUAGAGAAGCAUGGAAUGUGGUAUAUAGGAUGGUUGCAUCUGGAUUGAAAGCAGAUGUCGUCACGUAUAACACAAUAGCAAGGGCUUAUGCUCAGAAUGGACAGACAUUUAGGGCUGAGGGGAUGAUAUUGGAGAUGCAGAACAACAAAGUGGCACCCAAUCAGCGGACUUGUGGCAUCAUAAUCAGUGGCUAUUGUAAAGAAGGUAACAUGGAAGAGGCCUUGAGAUUCAUGUACAGGAUGAAGGAUCUUGGUGUGCAUCCAAAUCUUGUAGUUUUUAACUCAAUUAUCAAGGGAUUUCUUGACGUCACAGAUGGGGAUGGAGUUGAUGAGGCACUGACAUUGAUGAAAGAAUUUGGGGUCAAACCGGAUGUAAUAACAUUUAGCACCAUCAUGAAUGCAUGGAGUUCAGCAGGACUCAUGGAGAAAUGCCAUGAGAUGUUUGAUGACAUGUUGAAGGCUGGCAUAGAGCCUGACAUCCAUGCAUUCAGCAUUCUUGCAAAAGGUUACGUGCGCACUGGAGAAGCUGAGAAAGCCGAGUCAGUCCUGACAACAAUGGAGAAGUAUGGUGUACACCCAAAUGUUGUAAUCUUCACUACCAUCAUAAGUGGAUGGUGCAGUGCAGGCAAAAUGGAGUACGCUUUAAAGUUAUAUGAGAAGAUGUGUGAAAUGGGAAUUUCCCCCAAUUUAAAAACUUUCAACACCCUAAUAUGGGGAUAUGGAGAAGCAAAACAGCCUUGGAAAGCAGAAGAAUUGCUCCAAAUUAUGGAAGAAAAGGGUGUUCUUCCUGAGAAGGAUACUUUCCAGCUUGUUGCAGAGGCAUGGCAUGGAAUUGGUCUAGUGAGUGAGGCCAAGAGAAUCGAAAAUGAUACAGAAGAAGAUCAAGGAGUUACACCAAAUGCUAAGAAGGAUGAGAUAACUGCAGAGAGCCUAGGUCUAAUAUAUCAGAAAGAAAAUCUCAGUGCUUCUUAUUCCAAUCCAUUGCAAGUUCCUGGGACUGUCAUGACCAACGAGAAAGAGUCUGCUGCCAGUAACACCAGAAGCCGGAUGGUGCUGAAACGAUCCGGAUUCUCAUCUGAGAAGUUGAGUGCUAUUACUAAAACCAUCUGUCUUACUCAUGCGCACCGAUUUGGGGUGAAACCGUUGAUGGCAUGCCACAAGCAGUUUCAAGUGCAGGAAUCUUCCUUGAAUUUGAUGGUUCUGGUGCUACUAGAGUCGAUGACUAGGGAACACGAGAUACGCCUACGGUGCCUUGUCUUCACCAGUUUCCCCACCACAUUUCCUCGUGACCGGAUUUCAAACUCCAUUUUAAAUGGAACUCCACCAUUGUUGUCUGAUGCGGCGAAGGUUGCUCCAGCUCCAUACAGAGGAACUUUAUCACCUUCUAGAUUCACAGACAUAACUCGUCGGCUCUUUCUUGGUUGGUAAUAUUUCUUCAACUGCAACCAUAAAAAGUGUGAAUCAACUAUGUAUUAGUUACUGCACAAUUUUAUUUUGCAUAUAGAAGUGUAACAUACAUUCCAAUAAUCUAAACAUCCCAUUCAAAUAG
Molecule: messenger RNA, 2526 nt
Organism: Cornus florida
Lineage: Eukaryota; Viridiplantae; Streptophyta; Magnoliopsida; Cornales; Cornaceae
Product: pentatricopeptide repeat-containing protein At5g25630-like
Exons: 5
Coding region: 297-2405 (702 amino acids)
Molecular function (GO): protein binding
Source: RefSeq, a predicted model, not a curated record